This is a messenger RNA of Scomber scombrus (Atlantic mackerel), 701 nucleotides long. RefSeq names its product serine and arginine rich splicing factor 3b (gene srsf3b). Bases 86 to 586 code for a protein of 166 amino acids. The transcript is spliced from 6 exons. Gene Ontology annotation, molecular function: RNA binding. The record is from RefSeq and is a predicted model, not a curated record. NCBI's taxonomy places the organism in Eukaryota, Metazoa, Chordata, Actinopteri, Scombriformes, Scombridae. Gene Ontology annotation, cellular component: nuclear speck. Gene Ontology annotation, biological process: mRNA splicing, via spliceosome.
CGCCAUUUUCCAUCGACGACCGAGAGGAACAAACCGGCCGGAGAGGAAAAUAUAAACUGUGAACUGCAACAAACACGAUCCAGUCAUGCACCGUGACUGUCCUCUUGACUGCAAGGUCUACGUUGGAAACUUGGGCAACAAUGGAAACAAGACAGAGUUAGAGAGGUCAUUUGGCUACUAUGGUCCUCUUCGCAGUGUCUGGGUGGCUAGGAACCCCCCAGGUUUCGCUUUUGUAGAAUUUGAAGAUCCCAGAGAUGCAACUGAUGCUGUGCGGGAACUUGAUGGAAGGACAUUGUGUGGUUGCCGGGUACGGGUAGAGCUAUCCAAUGGAGAGAAGCGCAGCCGUACCCGUGGCGCUCCCCCUUCAUGGAGCAGGCGUCCUCGAGACCGAGACGACUACAGGAGUCGGCGCAGUCCACCAGCCAGGCGAAGAUCCCCACGUAGGAGGAGCUUCAGCCGCAGUCGAAGCAGGUCUUUCUCCAGAGAUAGGAGGAGGGAGAGGUCCCUCUCACGGGACAGGAACCACAAACCUUCGAGAUCUUUCUCUCGAUCAAGGAGCCGCUCCAGGUCUAAUGACAGAAAAUAGAGGAAUGUCUGUCAGACAUAAAGGGAGUUGAAGAAAACGGUUGUACAGGCUUUGCCGUUUUAUUUGAUGGACAUCUACAUGACCAUCAGGUCCUUUUUGUUUUGGGAUUUUUUUU